AUGUCGUACUUUUACAUGAACGUCCUGAAUCGCAUGGAGGUGACCAAUCAGCAGACGCUGCUGGAUCUCGUAAACUCUCGGCCAGCUGGCACGCCGCUCAUCACCGUCAGCAACCACAUGGCAACGUACGAUUGGCUCCAACCCGCUCACCCGCGCACCCGCCGCUCCCGAUCUCCCGCUCUCCCGCUUUUCCGCUCCCCCGCUCUCCCGCUCUCCCGCACCUCCCGUCCACGCCCCUCUCCUCGCCCACUUCCCCAACCCCUCUCUUUUCUCUCACUUGGGGGGAGAAACACGAGACACGCUGCUGUGGGGCGGGCAGGGGGGGCUGCGCUGCGCAUCACGGAUCCCUCGAUAUUCCCUGCAACCUCAUGCUCUGCCUUUCACUCACCCUCCCCAUGCUCUGCCUUUCACUCACCCACCCCAUGCUCUGCCUUUCACUCACCCAACCCCAUGCUCUGCCUUUCACUCACCCACCCCAUGCUUCGCCUGCCCGUCCGCAGGAUAGACGAUCCGCUGCUGUGGGGCGGGCAGAGGGGCCUGCGCAUAAGAGACCCCAAGCUGUGCCGCUGGACGCUCACUGCCUCGGAGAUCUGCUUCACCGGCCUCCUCGACUCCUACAUCUUCCGCAUCGGCAAGAGCAUUCCGAUAACGCGCAACCAAGGAGUGUUCCAGCCAGGCAUGGACGAGGCUCUGCUGCGGUUACAGCAGGGCGACUGGCUCAACAUCUUCCCAGAGGCGAGAAUCAUACAGCAGCACGGCCCCCUCCCGCGCCUCAAGUGGGGCCUCGCCAGUCUGCUGGACCGCCUCUGCCCCUCGCUGCCCCCGCCCAUCCUGCUCUGUGUGGGGCACAGCGGCCUUGAGCGGAUUCUCCCUCAGAGCUACCGCAACAACAAGCGGCCGUUGAUUCCGCUGUGGAACCAGCGUGUGAGCGUGGUGGUGGGCGAGCCCUUCUCCUUUGACCUCCCCUCCCUGCGCCAGCAAGCCAAGCAGGCCGUUCGGCUUGAUACUUCCGCCUCUGCUCACAGCACCAGCAGCAGCAGCAGCAGUAGCAGCAGUAGCAGCACUGAUGAUGGCUGCAGUGACAGUGACACCUCCAGCAGCAGCAGCAGCAGCAGCAGCAGUAGAAGUAUGAGUGACAGCAGACACACCAGCAAUGCUGCUUCCGACCCAGCUACCUUUUCCCCCGAUUGCCAACAAGAAAGGCAAACAACAGCCGCUUCGCCUGCCUACCCCCUCGAUCCCACGUGGCGGCCCCAGCAGCCGACAUUUGGCGCUGACGCUCUUAUCCACUCGCCCGAGGUGCUGACUCAGCGGUUACAGGAGCUGAUGCAGCGUGGGUUACGAUGCAUGUGCACGGAUGAAGGAAGAGGCAUGGCUGAGGCUGACGGCGGUGCAAUGGAGCUGGAGGGACACGACAGGCAGGCAGCAGCGGGUGUGACAUGUGUGUGUGCUACAUGUGUGGAUGGUUGA
Closterium sp. Naga37s-1 is the source of this 1470-nucleotide messenger RNA. NCBI's taxonomy places the organism in Eukaryota, Viridiplantae, Streptophyta, Zygnematophyceae, Desmidiales, Closteriaceae. The record is from the annotation of a GenBank genome assembly.